Molecule: messenger RNA, 1737 nt
Organism: Centropristis striata (black sea bass)
Lineage: Eukaryota; Metazoa; Chordata; Actinopteri; Perciformes; Serranidae
Gene: dio1
Product: iodothyronine deiodinase 1
Exons: 4
Molecular function (GO): thyroxine 5'-deiodinase activity
Source: RefSeq, a predicted model, not a curated record
ACAAUCAGAUGUCAGUUUUGUAAGAGGCUCUGUGAAAACUGGAGUUCACUACCAAGGAGCAAGCAUGUCUUUUCACAGACUGCUGGUCUAUUUGUCGACAUUAUGCUUGUUUUUCUAUUUGGUCGGACUCAAUUUCAUGUUCUACAUUAUGGGUUUUGUUUCACCAAGUCUCGCCAAGAAGCUAAUCCUAAAAAUGGGUGAAAGGACCACCAUGACUCAGAAUCCCAAAUUUAAGUAUGAAGAUUGGGGUCUGACCUUUGGGACUAUGAUCUUCGUUAAAACUGCUGCAUAUCAUAUGUGGUUGUCUCUCGGACAAGAUGCGUUUGUUGGAGAAAAAGCUCCGGACACACCUGUGGUCACCAUGCAGGGAGAUAAAUCAAGUGUCUGCAAGUACAUGAAAGGCAACAGACCGCUGGUGUUGAGUUUCGGAAGUUGCACCUGACCCCCGUUUAUGUACAAACUUGAUGAGUUCAAGGAACUCGUCAAGGACUUCAGCGAUGUAGCUGAUUUUCUUGUGAUCUACAUCGCCGAGGCGCAUUCAACAGACGGUUGGGCCUUUUCCAACAACAUUGAGAUCAGACAGCACCAGAGCCUGGAGGAGAGGCUGUCUGCAGCACAGAUUUUGGUUCAGAAGGAACCCCUGUGUCCAGUGGUUGUGGACGACAUGAAGGAUGUCUCUGCCAUAAAGUAUGGUGCUCUGCCUGAGAGGCUUUACGUGCUGCAGGCGGGGAAAGUUGUCUACAAGGGGGGCAUGGGGCCUUGGGAAUACGAUCCAAAGGAGGUGCGUUUGUUCCUGGAGAAGAUGAAAUAAGAAGUAUGUGUCAAGUAAAGCCAUGCAAUUGCUGUCCAACCAGUCAAAUAUAAAGAGGUCUCUGUAAUUAGCAGGGGGUUGUGGGUGUCAAUUUUGUAACCAACAUAUAUAACUCAAAGACAGACUGUUUUUUUUUGUUGUUGUUUUUAAUCAAUACUCAAAUCGACUGACUGUUAUAUCUACAUGUAAUUCUAUAGCAGCUCUCUGGCAUCUCUUACAUCAACCAUUGCAUGAGUAGAAAUAUUAUAAUAUGACAUACUGUUUUGUUUAUCUAUCAAGACUGAAAUCUAAUUCACUGCAAUAUAAGUUUUAUCACUCCUCUAAAUUGCACUAAUGUUGCUUCUAAGCUCUCCUGUACUCAAAAAACAUUCAGUCUCUGAGGUUGAACUCACUUCUCAGUGUUUCUUAAUGACGGCUGCAGAGUAAACCGUCGGCCUCUGCAGCCAGAUGAUGUGAGACACAGAGAGACAGUUCAGUCAGGAGAUUGUGUUUGAAGUAUCACAUAGUGUACAGGAGAUAUCUCCUAAAUUGUCUUAAUUCCAAAAGACCUUAAUGAAAGCACUUGUUUUCCACUUGCCUUGCAGAUUCCGUUAUUAACCAUAAACAUUGUAAACUGUAUAAAUCGCCGUUUUCUAUUGUCUAUGAAUGCUCCAAGGUAAUUCCACAAAAGGCUUUUCAUAUGAUGAUUACAGUGCAAACCCUUUGGUAACUGUAAUCUGAUGACAGUUUACUCAAAAGAAAGCCUUCACCGAAUCACCCAGGAGCAUUCACAUUCAGUGUAUAAUAAGCACCUUGUUAAACUGCCUGCAUAUCCUUUGUAUUUUUUAAAUGAUUUCUUCUGAAUGGUUGCAUUGUAGUAUAAUAUAGGACAGGAAUGGGAAAACUCUUGCAUCAAGUUCCAAAUUUAUAUACAAUAUAUGGCCUAA